Messenger RNA from Chaetomium globosum CBS 148.51, 1017 nucleotides. RefSeq lists its product as uncharacterized. The transcript is spliced from 4 exons. The record is from RefSeq and is a predicted model, not a curated record. Lineage: Eukaryota; Fungi; Ascomycota; Sordariomycetes; Sordariales; Chaetomiaceae. Gene Ontology annotation, molecular function: starch binding. Bases 1 to 1017 code for a protein of 338 amino acids.
AUGUGCUGGACACGAGGGGGAGCCGGGGUGGCGGAGGGACAACGGACGGCUCUCUGCGACGAUAAUACUAGGACCUCGAGAAGGGCCGACUUCGGUGGAACUACUUUAGAGCCCGAGCAAAGGCCGAAUAGGAUGGAUGCUGGCCUUGAUUCUUGCCCGGAGUGCUCCAUCCUCGAACCGGUCGUGGCGUGGCCCGAUCUGACCGCUGCGCCGGUUGGACGGAGCGGCCCCUGUGGCUAUAAUGCCCGCGUUAGCAUCGACUACAACCAGCCGACUUCGAACUGGGGAAACUCGCCAGUCGCAAGCUACUCCCCUGGCCAGGUUGUUGAUGUGCAGUGGUGUGUCGACCACAACGGUGACCAUGGCGGCAUGUUCAGUUACCGGAUCUGCCAGGACCAAAGCCUGGUAGACAAGUUCUUGGACCCAGAUUACCUCCCAACGGAGGCCGAGAAGCAAGCUGCCGAGGACUGCUUUGAGGCAGGCGGAUACAUUUCCGGAGGAUUUCCCGUUACGAAAAAGAUUCGCAUCCCCAACUACCAAUCCUCUCAUACGCUCCUAUCUUUCAAGUGGAAUUCCUACCAGACCGGCCAAAUCUACCUUUCUUGUGCCGAUAUCGCCAUAGGGGGCGGGUCCAACAGUGCUACCACGCUAUCAACCAGCACACGGUCGGCGACGGCAACACCCGGCGCGUCUUGUGCCGCCGCCGCUUCCGUGGCGGUCGCCUUCAGAACUCGGGUAACCACCAGUUGGGGUCAGACCGUCAAGAUUGUCGGCUCCAUCCCCGAGCUCGGCAACUGGGAUCCCUCCCUUGCGCCGACUUUAUCUGCCGCUGAGUAUACCACCUCCAAUCCAGUUUGGACCUCCACCAUCAAUCUGGCCGCCGGAACCAAGUUCGAGUACAAGUUCGUGAAGGUGACCGGCAACGAAGCGGUCACAUGGGAAAGCGAUCCUAACCGAUCAUACACCGUGGCGAGCGGCUGUGAUACGACUGCUGUAAGCGAGUCGUCGUGGCGGUAA